This is a messenger RNA of Caenorhabditis bovis, 768 nucleotides long. Lineage: Eukaryota; Metazoa; Nematoda; Chromadorea; Rhabditida; Rhabditidae. The record is from the annotation of a GenBank genome assembly.
AUGGGUGAGAGUAACAGGAAGCCGCAAAUUGUUCUUUGGUUGGAAGGACGAUUUGAAAGAAUGAUGAAUGGACGGGCCGUGAGGUCCGUUCUUAUAAGGAACAACCGACAGGAAAACGGAUCAGUUGAUCAAGUGCCGCGAUCAAUUCAAUUCGAUGAAAGCUCUGAAGAGUACCGAUGCCUCUGCAACUGCUUCCAUGUCAAAACGGGUGCAUUCAUUAUUGGCUGCGUCCAUAUUCUAAUGAUUCUCUUCUUCCUCAUCCACUCUUUGUUCGUCUAUUUUCAACAUGACGGACGCUUGCAACAUGCGCGUGGUGUAAAAGAAAACUAUGUAUUCGGAUCAUUCCUCGCUGAAAUGAUUGGGCUUGGCAUCGGAUUCGUUGCAGUUUUCCUACUUUUUGUGGCAUUGUCGCGUAAUUCGGCACUUCUUGUUGUGCCGCAUUUGGCUGUUCAGGCUCUUGCUAUAAUCUGCUUCCUAUUGGUAUUAAUUAGCGGCAUCAUUGCCCUUUGUACCGAUUCCGCCGUCUUCUACCGUCUAAUUAAUGCGGCUCCUUUCAUGGAGCACCCUAGUACCAAUACAGUUGCAUUAGAUACUGGAACAAUGGUCCGAAUUUACGCUCUUCUUAUUAUCUACGCCAUUUCGCUGGCUUUGGAGCUUUGGUUCAUCGUGGUGAUUUACAAUUGCAACCGUUAUCUUGAUGAGCGCAAUGAUUAUAUGAAAUAUUGUUUGGCAUUCAGCACCCCGAUGAAAACGCUUUCCGCAAGAUGA